AUGCGUGACCCGCACCCUGCCAGGCGGCCCCUGCUGGGCUGCCUGCCCUGUCUAGGCGGGUCCCGCCGCGUGGCGGACGAACAGCCUGGGAGGACGGAUCAUCUGAAGCACACGUACAGCACUUUCAACGUCCAGCAGUCCGCCGGGUCGCGCCAGUCGGGAGGGCCUGUGGUGGCCCGGAAGCCGUUCCGGGACCCCUCCGUGACGCAGCGGUUCGCGCCGAGCAAGGCGGAGGGGCCGUUUGCGGCCCCGCGCAGGCGCCAGGAAGUGGGCGUCCUCGCGGACCUCGGCCAGGCCCGGCACACCACGGGGGUGGCCUUCCCCGGCGCGAGCGAGGCGUCGUGGGUGCACCCGCGCGCGGCCUCGCGCACGGCGCCGCCGCGCCAGAGCGCGGGCACUGCGCACGGCGGCAGGAGCGUCUACAGGAACACCGCGCGCGCCAGCCUCGAGGUCGCGCGCAGCAACUAUAGGUCGCAGCAGCGCGACUCCCUGGAGUCCGGCGGGGACGCUGCUGCGGCGUGCGCGGGGGCGCGCGCGUGCUCGGCGGCGUUCGCGAGCAAGGGGGAGCGGGACGGAUGUGUGCGGGCGAGGUCCGGCGUCCGGCGCGGGUCGAUGGACCUGGGGGGGCGGGAGACGGCGCUGUCGUCGGAGCUGGGCGAGGAGGGGCGCAGCAAGGCGGCGCACAGGCGGCUGUCGAACGCGUUCAGCAUCACGGACCAGUUCGCGAUCAAGGCCCAGGCGAACAGGAAUCGCAGCGCCGUGCGGUUCCUCUGA
This is a messenger RNA of Pedinophyceae sp. YPF-701, 774 nucleotides long. Lineage: Eukaryota; Viridiplantae; Chlorophyta; Pedinophyceae. The record is from the annotation of a GenBank genome assembly.